Gastrolobium bilobum is the source of this 1113-nucleotide messenger RNA. RefSeq lists its product as uncharacterized. Lineage: Eukaryota; Viridiplantae; Streptophyta; Magnoliopsida; Fabales; Fabaceae. The transcript has 5 exons. The coding region runs from base 78 to 815 and encodes 245 amino acids. The record is from RefSeq and is a predicted model, not a curated record.
AACCAGCAACCACACUUCGAAGCACUGAGCCCUCUCCUUUUGUUGCGUCUCUCUCUCUCUCUCUCUCUCUCUAAUCCAUGCUUUCUCUUUCUGUCAUGAAACGCAUUCACGCGCUCACACUCACACCCUUUCUCCUUCGCCACCUCAGCUUUGUUCGAAACGACACCCGCGGUGGCGGGGGCGGGGGCGGCGGAGGUCACUCUAGGCGACGGCCCAAGUCGCCGCCGCUGGCGCUGAAGAAAGCGGAGGAGAAGUCGGAAUGGUGGGUCGUUGAUGGCGAAAUGCACGAGAUUGGCGAUCACGUGCCACCACGUGAGCGGUUCGUGAUCCCGAGAGAGAACAUCCCCAACAAGCGCCGCAAGCAACUAAGGGAACAAUUCAUGCGUAGGACUCGCCUCGUUCUCAAGGAAUCGGAGCACGAUCCAUGGUGCAAAAAGUAUAUGGAACUGUAUAAUGAACUUAGAGAAAACUGGGAGAGACUUUAUUGGGAUGAGGGUUACUCGAAAAAGCUUGCUCUGGAUCAUGCAAACUACGAGUCUGCUGAAGAUGAUGAUGAAGAUUUCUCCCCAUACAGGAGUAGAAGGUCCCCGACAGAGAAUAGUAAGGACCAGAAUUUUGGGGGAAACAGGCAAUCUGAUGUCUCAGAGAAGGUUAACCUUAUUCGGGAUAAAUUUGAGUAUGACAGAGAGAGAAGAAUGAGAGAGAAAGCUUUUGCACCCAUGCAUGGAGAAACUGUGCCUGACACUCAUGAUUCAGACCGCCGGAACCAACCACUAAAUACUGAUCGAUAUUUUAGCCAAACAGAAAGGGAUUGAGAGGAGGAUAGACGAAAUGUGCUUGCCAUUGUGGAAAGAGGUGGGAUAGUUUUCCUUCCUACUUCACAUUGCUGUCCAUUUAUCCUCAAUGCUUACAUAUAUAUGCUGCCAAUAUGACUAUACAUUCUGUUAUUGUCUGACAUGUUGUUUAAAAAGUGUUAACAAUUGGAGAUUAUAUGGAUGUUUUUGGUUUAAAGCUCCUUUGGUAAGGUAGGGAAAGUUGUGUUCUGAACAGAAAUAUGAUAAUGUAUUAAUGCACUGACCUUUUCCCUGCCCUUCUCUGUCCCCAACUUAUUUG